Molecule: messenger RNA, 660 nt
Organism: Theileria equi strain WA
Lineage: Eukaryota; Apicomplexa; Aconoidasida; Piroplasmida; Theileriidae
Exons: 3
Coding region: 1-660 (219 amino acids)
Cellular component (GO): nucleus
Molecular function (GO): histone H2A acetyltransferase activity; histone H4 acetyltransferase activity; protein N-terminal-serine acetyltransferase activity
Source: RefSeq, a predicted model, not a curated record
AUGGAUAUGGGCAAAAUAAAACCUAAAAAAAGCUGGAACCCGGAUCCAAAGGCUCUCGAAAUAACCAAACUGGUUGUCUACGGAGUAAAUUACGGCCAAGAUUUAGGCUGUGACCAGCGUAUAAAUACUUCCACGCCUGAAAUAGAUCGUCUUCCUAGACUAUCAUUCACUCAUACUCUCUCAAACUUCAAGGGAAAUACAAUCCCUCACGACAAGCUAAUGACAAUAUUCAACCUCACAAGGCUGAAUAUGCGCAGUUUGUACGAUGAAAAUGAUUUUGAUGGAGGAUGGAAUGACAAAAAGAAACUGGGAGAGCUAAAGUACCAUAAAACUCACAUCCUUAUAGUAAGCAAGGAGGAUUUAGAAAUCAUCGGAUUCGCGAGUUAUCGCUUCCUGAUAAUGCGCGAACAACAGCCUCCAACACCGGUAUGCUACAUUUAUGAAUUACAAAUAAAGGAUGAGUACAGAGGCCAGGGAUUGGGCAGAUUCUUGGUACAACUACUAGAAAUAAUCGCAAAAUACACUCUAUGUAAAAAACUCAUGUGCACCGUAUUAAAGGCCAACCACAGGGCACUAAAGUUCUAUCGCGAAAGGUGCCACUUUUCAAACGACGAAAGUGACCCAAACAGCAGCUACCAUGUCCUCAAGGGCAUUCUCUAA